CCGUUAUUUCCGUCUCCGUAGAAACACUCGGACUAUGGCGGAGUCGACUGGACUGUUGGAGAUGUCUGAGCUCCCCGGAGACAGCAGUGUCCCACAGGUGGGCACAGCGAGUGGCGUCAGCGACAUACUGCAGGGGGCAGUCGGCGGCGGGGUUCGGGUGCAGGAGUCCCGGGAAGGCCUAGUGGCCGAAGCUACGCGGUCCAUGGCGCGGGUGCCGAGCCCUGUGCCCGAGCCCAUCCCCAGCAGCGUCCCGGGCCUGGCGUCCGCGCCAGACCCCCAUCAGCAGCUCGCUUUCUUAGAAAUUAACCGGCAGCUCUUGUUCCGCGAGUAUCUGGAUGGUAGCUCCAUGAUUCCGGUCAGAUUACUACGGGAUUUCGAGGAACGCCGCAGGCUGUUCGUGGAAGGCUGCAGGGCGAGGGAAGCAGCCUUUGACGCGGAUCCACCGCAGAUGGACUUCGCUGCUGUCGCGUUUACUGUAGCGCUGACUGCCUCCGAGGCCCUCAGUCCUCUGGCCGACUGAGUCGGCUGUGAUGAUGGGACUGGUGGCAAAGAAUAGCCAAGUGACCCUUUUCGGAUCAAAAGAACAGGCAGGCUGUGCCAGUUUAGUUAACUCUGUCGUUAGGGGGAAUGCAAACUGGAAGGGAAUACGGCAAUGUGCAAUUGAAGGAGGAAGCACACUGCGAAAUGGAAACAGACAAGACUGUUGAAUCUGGGAGUCUCGCAUCCCUAGGCUGGUCCCGAACGCUUGGACCUGAGCGAUCCUCCCGCUUCGGCCUUGCAAAGUGCUGGGAUUACUUUACAGGCUUGA
Molecule: messenger RNA, 808 nt
Organism: Macaca mulatta (Rhesus monkey)
Lineage: Eukaryota; Metazoa; Chordata; Mammalia; Primates; Cercopithecidae
Gene: EID2B
Product: EP300 interacting inhibitor of differentiation 2B
Biological process (GO): negative regulation of DNA-templated transcription
Cellular component (GO): nucleoplasm
Molecular function (GO): transcription corepressor activity
Source: RefSeq, marked provisional